Dibothriocephalus latus is the source of this 345-nucleotide messenger RNA. The record is from the annotation of a GenBank genome assembly. Lineage: Eukaryota; Metazoa; Platyhelminthes; Cestoda; Diphyllobothriidea; Diphyllobothriidae.
AUGACACCCCAAACCCGCAAGUUGUACCUUUGCGAGGAGAAGACCCAGGACAAGGGUCCGACUGUGGACUCUGCUGAUCUCGAGGAGCGUAUAGCAGCGCGACGUUUGCGCAUUGAAAACCGUGUGGCCCAACAGAAUCCAGAAUUCUUUGACCAGAAGGUCGAGGACGACGAUGAUGGCACAAAGCUGCCUGAGAUCAGCAAAGAACAGGUGGAAAUGAGUAUGCAGCGCAUUGUGAACCUCUGUCGAAACGGCAAUGCCUUCAUAUCUAACAUCAAGGUGGCCUGUGAUGCAAGAGAAAACCUCCGUAGACUGGAAGAGGAUGAGCUCAACCUUAUUCGCACC